AUGACGACUGUCAUUACUAGACACACGUCCACCAUUUCUCUAGUUUCGCAGAAUUCGGUACAACUGGAGGCUGGGUUAUUAGUUCAGUGCCUUAAUCGCUACAAGGAAUAUCUUGAGUGCGGUUGUGAGAAGGUUUUGAACUCCAAAUUUUCGAAAAAGGGAAUAGGUUCAAAUGUUUUGAACAAUCCAAAUCCGUCAUUCGGCGAUGACACCGCUGAUACAGCAUCGUCAAGCAUUUCAGGCGGUACCGGUUUUGAAAAUAUCACAUCUUCAGUUGUUCGAAGACUGGAUGCUGGAGCACGCGAGAGUUUAGGUCAGCACUUAAUUCAGUUGUUGGCCACUAUUGUCUUACCCGAUCCUCCUCAAUCUAUAAGCGAAGUAGAUACUCGUUUAGUGGAUGGUUUGCCAGGCAUUCCGGAUAAGUUAAUGCCAUCCGAUAGUAAUAUGGAAAGUUACCGCAAUUUAGCUGAAAAAGGACGCAAAAAAAUGUUGAACUUACCAUUUGAUAAAAUAUUUACUGCCCUAAAAGAAUUCAGUGGACGUUUUAACUUUAAUGUAUGCAUUUAUAUCGUUGCUAUAGCUGAACAUGUGAUCGGAAAUUUUUUGCAGGCGGCUAUUUGCUACGAAGAUAAAGCUCUGACUGAAAAUGUUAUUCGUGCAUCAACUGUCGAGAAAUUGUUUAUCUUGUAUCGAGAUCGUGUUAAACCGCGUCGUAAAAUGUUUGAACAUCGUUUAGCAACAGCUAAUCUUUUUCCUCAAGACUACGAUAAGUGUGUUGAUGAAUUAUGUAGUUUUCUGCAUACGUGCUUAGAACAAAUGAAUUUAUUGAUACGUGUAUUUCGUGAACCGAUAUUAUCAGUGAAUCCAUCGUCAUCAACAACAGGAACAUCUUAUGAACAACAAACAACAAUGUGUACACAUACCAAUGAAGAUAAUACACAAGUAUUAUUUGGUAACAUAUUAGAUGUGUAUAAUAAUAUGCGUAUUUUAUUGGAUACUAUUGAAGCCGAAGAUGAAGAUAAUUAUUCACCAAAUAUUGUAAAAUCUAAGAAUAGUUGUACAUUGUUAACAUCAACAACGCCGUCAUCGGAAAUGUUGAAUAUUGUUAAACCACUGAAUACUUCUAAUAAUAGUACUCUUAUUACUAACGGAAAUGAUAAAACGACGUUAAUGGAUUCAUUGUCUGAAACACUUACUACACUUGAAUCAAUACCAGAAAAACAAUUAUGUAGUGAUGAUAAUAGAAAUGAAAUGAAGAACAAUAUUAAACACAAUAACGAGUGCACUAAUGGAAAUAUCAGUAAUAAUUCAUCAGGAUCAACAUUUCAUUCACCCACUUCAACUGAUCAUACAUUCUCAAAUGAUGAUCAUGACGAUCGUUAUCCUCACCAUAAUAAACCAAAUUCAUCGAUCAACAAUCAUGAUAAUAGCGGUAGUGGUAGUAGUAAUAAUAAUAAGAAUAAAACUUAUCCUAGACGUCUAGUUGGUAUAUGUUUAAUUGAAUUGGCUGAAGAUGAUUCAUUGCAUGCAUUCAGUCGAUAUGCUAAUAUUGUACUAGAUUCUAACUCAAGAGAUCGUGUUUGGAAUUUAAUUGAACAUGAAAGUUAUGCACAGGAAUUAUGUCAAUUAAGUCGAACUAUUGUGCACACAGCUUCGUUGAAUAACAAAUACCCUGGAUAUAAUUUCUUUUCAUCUUCAACAACAGCAACAACAACACCAGUGACUGACUUUCAUUCAUUUACAUGUUUGCACUGUCAGCACUGGGAUACAGUUGUUACUAAACCGCGCAGAAGAUCCACUUCAACAACUGUUACCCCUUUAAACAAUGACAAUAAUUCAUUCAAUGUACAUAAUAAAAAUACCAUGUCCACUUCUGUAGAUUCAGCAGAUAAAUUUGAUUUGACAUCGAAAAUGCCAUUAAAUCGUCAUCACCAUCGUUCACCUCAUUUAUUAGGAAUGAAUACUACAUCUUAUGCAAUUAAUUGUAACUAUUUAGUAAAUGCUACAAGAUACUUACUUCCACGAAUAAUUCUACUGCCAAUAUUUCAUUUUUUUUAUUUUCAUGAAUUAAUCGAGACGUUACAUCGGUGUGCUUAUGAUGAAGUUGAGCGGGCACGUUUAGAAGAUGUGCUUAGUAUGCUGAGGAAGACACGGGCAACACUAGAACGAGAUUUAGCUAAACAUCCAUGGGUUGCUUUGCAUUUAGUACGAUUGAUAUCAACUGGUCAGUUGACUGACCGUUAUCGUUCAUUAUAUUUGAAUGCUGUUUCUGGUGCUUCUUGUCCACCAAGUCCUGUGAACUAUACGGCUCCACCAUCACCUGUUAGUCUUUCAAAUCAAAUUGGGAGUCAUGUCUCAUGUGCUUCUAUGUUCAAUACAAAUUGUAAUGCUUCGUCUAGUAAUAUAUUCAAUUAUCAUAAUACUCAUCAUUCUGUGCCAACAACAGCGAUAACGACAACACCAGUAUCGAUUAAUCCUGCUGAUCUAUCAUUCACAUAUAGCAAUACUGUUCAAAAUAAAGCCGAGGAAAUUGAAAAACUCUUAAGUAGUAAAGAUAAGUUAAUUAUGUCAAGUAAUUAUAUUAACACACUUGGUGAUUUUGUAAUGGAAAGUCGUGUACAUUUACGUACUACUGAUUCGAAAAAAUCAUCCAGUGAAUAUAUCGCCUAUUUAUUUACUGGUCUCUUAUUAAUUUGUAAAUGGCAAGAACGUCGUUCAACUCCAUUAAAUCCAAAUUCCAUGCAGCAGUCUAUUUUACGUAUUAAACAUCGUAUACCACUUGAUUUAAUUCAUGUUACUGAUUUGCCUCCAAUAGUUCAACCAAAUUUAAUUGGUUAUGUUGGUCAUAGUGGUCCAAUGACACCGUCUUUAGUUGGCGCUGCUGUUCUAGCUGCGACAUCUUCAAAUAAUAGUUAUUCGCAUAAUAUUAAUAAUAAUACUGCAUCUAAUAUGAACCCACAUGAAGAACCGUCAGCUACUGGGCUAUCAGCAUCAGGUUUUUUCUCGUCAAAUUUUAAUGGAUCUAUUUCAAGUCAUCCAAGUUUAGCUAGCUCUAGUGGCUCAGGAGGAAUCAGUGCAUUUCCAUUUCUUUUCGAAUUAGAAUAUGUUGAUUCGAGUUCAUGUAGUCCCACAACGCUGCAGAAAUCGUUAAAUCAUUCCUAUAAUCGUCAUCAUCAUCACUAUAUGUGUCAUCCUGGUUCACAAAAAUCAUCCAUUGGAAGAAUAAACUACAAUGAAGAAGUAACUACUGCCACUACUACUACUAUUACUACCACUACCACUUCUAUCAAUGGUUGUAACGAAGGAAAUUCAACUCUGAAUAGUCUUUCUUCAUCAAAUAGUGCUUCUGAAAAAUUCACCUUCACUAAUUUAUCAUCUAGUAUCAAUGUUAAUCAUAUUCGAAUAUUUUUACGAACACCCGAAGAAAAAGCGGAUUGGAUAGCUAGUUUGCUAAGUAUUCAAAGUUAUCGGCUAUUUAUACGGUAUAUACGAACUUUACCCAGACUGGAAGUCUCACUUCGUUUGCCAUCCUCGCACAUUUACAAAUUUAGUCAACCUGAUAGUAUGAACAAUAUUAUAUUUGAAACAAAUGUGCCAAUAUCUAUGUUAUAUCCUUAUAAGAAUAAUGCGAUUACAAGUACAAAUCAACAUGAACAACAGCCUAUAAUUCAAUCAACUGAUGUAACAAAUCAUUUUGAUUCUGGUAAAAUACGUUUCAAUGAAUCAUCUAGUUAUUUAUGUACAACAGGUGAUACUAGUCCAGAUGGUGAAAGGGAAGAGGAAGAAUUAGAAGGAAAAGAUGAAGAUGAUGAAGGUGAUGAUGACGAUAAUAAUGGAGUAUUGAUAGGAUCGCAUUCUUUAGCGUCUUCUAAUAUUGUUGUUAAUUCUUUACCUCUUUCAUUAGUAAUUGGUCUAUCAUCACAAUCUUCACCGAUAACAAGUACAUCAUUAUCAUCAAAUAUUGAAAAUUCUACUACGACUAUUAAUCAUAAUAAAAAUUUUAUCGGCACUGAACGUAGUGAUGAUCGCAAUGGAGAGAUAAUAUUAUCUGGAAGUCAUGAAAAGCAAGACAGUACUACUGUUAUGAUAUCAAUGUUGAGUAACAGUGGUUCAUCGAGUACAUUAACCCUGACUAGUCAUGGAUCAUCUAAUGAUUAUCAUAAUAAUAACAAUAAUCCAAACCAAACUCUUACGAAUGGUCGUACCAGUACAAUAAAAUCUUUGCGUGAUUAUGCUUUUCAACGACAAUCAUCGCAAUCCCCUAUUCGGUCUACUGAAAUUGUCAAUCAACGCUUUUCUAAUUCAUCCAGUUUUCCACCACAAAUACGUAUGGCUACAUUAGAUAAACUAAUUGAACGGCUCACCUAUCCAACUUAUUUUGACACACGUUUAGUAAAUUGUUUCCUAUUGGUUUAUAGACGUGUUACUACAUCAGAUGAAUUGUUAGAUUUACUCAUUGAAAGGUUUCGUAUACCUGAUCCGGAAUUUCUACCUGAAGAAUGGAAUAUUGAAGUAGAGCAGGGUCAAUUGGAAUCUCCAGCACAGCAUAUGCUCAAAAGAUUUCGUUCAGGAUAUAAAAAGCGUAUUCAGUCUAGAGUGAUAAUGUUCCUAUCCCGUUGGGUUCGUAAUGUACGUUAUUAUCAGAAUGAUUUCGCUCCUAAUCCUCGACUACGUCAGAAACUGUUAGAUUUUUUAUCGAGUAUACAAGCUAGAUAUUUAAUUUCGUCUGUUGAACGUAUUAAACAUUAUUUGCAAAAUCCUCCAAUUUCUACACAAUAUCCUGAAACAAUGAUAAGAACAAUGGAAACAAGUAAAGAUAAUGCGGAUUUAUUGCCAAUAUCAUCAUCAUCUGACCCAACAUCUGUAUCACCAAUCGAAUCAAAUCAAUUAAGAAAUUUCGCAAAUCGUAUAACCUUAAAUAAUAUUCAUCCUUUCAAAUUAGCUGAACAGGUUACAUUAUAUGAAUGGGAAUUAUAUCGACGUAUACCAUUUUGGGAAGUUGAAAGUCGCGAUCGCACUGGUAAUGCUGUACCUAAUCUGAAUAAAUCAAAGUCAUUUUCAAAUCGUUUUCGCAGUUGGUUAAUCUAUUCGAUACUUAGUGAAGCACACCCAGAUGAUCGAAUAGUUGGCAUCCAACGUGUUAUCGACUUGAUGUUAAUUAUGGAGCAUAUGAACAAUUUACAAGGAAGUCAGGAAGCCAAGUCAGCAUUGAUUAGUGCAGCCGUGUAUCGUUUGAGGAAGUCAUUUCAGGCUAUUCGUCGAAUGCGACAUUAUCGUGAAAUAGUUGAUCGUCUAAGACGUGAAGGUGUUCACAAUCCGAAAUGUCAGCGAACAUCCUCUUCGUGCUCAUCAUCAUCAUCAUUAAUAUCACAUCAAAACAAUCCAAUGAUCGAUUCAAAUCUAUCAGCAAAUCAUCCUAUUCAUAACAACAGUACUAACAAUACUACUAGUAAUAAUAAUUCAAUAAAUAGUCAUUUUGCUAGUUUCGGUUUGCCAUUUUCAACUGGAACAAGUAAAUCACAUGAACGUCGUAUACGCGUACUAGAAAAACAACAUGCCUCUGGUGAAUCAUGUCAUCCAUGUGUUCCAUAUAUAGCUGCUGGAGUAAUGACACGUCUAAUACACUUAGAUUUACGUCAUCCAGAUACAAUUAUAAAUGACGUUGGUAAUGUAAUGAUUAAUUGUUGGAAACAUCGUCAAUUAGCUGAUAUUGUUGAACGUUAUUUAGCAUUUCAACGUAUUCCAUAUACAUUUAAUGUAGAUGAUAAUAUACGAGAAUUUUUAGAACAUGUUGAUCCAUUUGAACUAGCUGGCGUUUCAUCUGAGGCAGAGUUUGAAAGUAAAAUGUAUCAGUUAUCUGAGUCUUAUGAACCAAGGGAUACUGAGACGGUGAAUGAACCAAUUAUACCGGAGGAACGUCAUAUGACUAAAGAAGAAAUACAAGCUGCACAAUUACUCAGUAAUGCUCCAUUAAAAGAACGUAUAUCAGUACCGUCUGUACUUCAGUUUAAUAAUUUGCUAAAUUCACCUAAUAUUACUGCUAAUGCCAAUAAUAGUAGUGCUAAUAAAUCACCACUAUUAUUAUUAUCAUCAUCGUCAUCUACAGCAUUCACUACCAGUGUUGCUACUGAUAGUACAAAUGAACAUAAAAAUUCCUCAAAGAAAUCUAGUCAUCAUCCUUCGUCGUCGUCACCAUCAUCACAAAUCAGUGUAACUAUUAUUAAUAAUGGUAGUAACAGUAGUAAACAUUCUCAUAGUGAGAUACAAGAACGUAAAUAUUUACGUAUUCCCAAUGCAUUUUCUGUAUCUUCACAUACAUCCAAUACAACUGUAUCAGGCGCUAAACAUCAACACAGUAUGUCUGACAGUCAUGUCAUUUCUCCGAUAAUUUCUCCCUGUCAUCAAGCAGCAAAUUCAGUGAUUGGAGUAACCACCUACUCUGCUACUACUGGGUUGUCACCGCCAUCAACUCCUUAUCCUUCUUCAUGUGUUGGUUGCUCGCAUCAACCACCACCUCCACCAUUACCGCCUAGACAAAGCCGUCAAAGUUGUAAUUGUUGGAAACAUUCGAAAGCUCCAAAUUCCACUGGUACAACUCUGCACAGAAUACCUACUCCACCAUCUUCUCUUCAUUCAUCGAAUACUUCCUGUGCUUUCUUUUCAACUAUGGAAAAUUGUAAGUGUUUACCACCACCUCCACCCCCUCUACCUCCAAAAUUAAACUACUCUAUUCGUUCGACUGCAGCAACAACAACAACUGCUCCUGUCACCCACAGUCGAUCUCCCGAAGAGUCUUCUCCUAAUCAUUCGAAUUUUUUUCAAUCAGUCACAUUCACUCCAGAUACUACUACUACCACCACCACUGAGUGUAGUAUUGUUGA
Molecule: messenger RNA, 6881 nt
Organism: Schistosoma guineensis
Lineage: Eukaryota; Metazoa; Platyhelminthes; Trematoda; Strigeidida; Schistosomatidae
Source: the annotation of a GenBank genome assembly